Plasmodium berghei ANKA is the source of this 384-nucleotide messenger RNA. Its product is annotated as conserved Plasmodium protein, unknown function. The transcript has 5 exons. Lineage: Eukaryota; Apicomplexa; Aconoidasida; Haemosporida; Plasmodiidae. The record is from RefSeq and is a predicted model, not a curated record. Bases 1 to 384 code for a protein of 127 amino acids.
AUGAGUCAAUUGAAUAAUAAAAUUUUAAAGGUUAAAAUCGAGGGUGUUAAAAGUGGCGAUCUGGAUUUAUUUAAAAGUUUAUUAAUACCAUUUGAUGCUACAUUCGAAGAGUGCAAUCCAGAAGAGGAAUCGAUUAUAGUUCAAUUUAAAAAGGCCAUUGAAAAACAACAUUUAGAUGUUUUAGGAAACUACAAUAUUAAACCAAUAACAUUUGAGAGCAAUGAAGAUAAUAAUCAGCAACUAAGAAAAAGAAAAUCGAAUCUAAUAUGCGACAGAAUAAUUGUUGAUGAUCAUGAUAUUAUUAAAUUUUUUAUGAAAACUACGAUUAUUAUUCCAGUUAUAUUUGUGCUGUUGAGUUUGUUAGUAUUAUUUUCCAUUUUUUAA